Messenger RNA from Rhagoletis pomonella (apple maggot), 1213 nucleotides. RefSeq names its product piggyBac transposable element-derived protein 3-like. Lineage: Eukaryota; Metazoa; Arthropoda; Insecta; Diptera; Tephritidae. The record is from RefSeq and is a predicted model, not a curated record. Gene Ontology annotation, molecular function: sequence-specific DNA binding. Bases 2 to 1153 code for a protein of 383 amino acids. The transcript has 2 exons.
CAUGAGGCUGAAUCGAUUUGAGAAAAUUCUAAAUAAUUUCCAUCUGAAUGACAACACGCAAGCCCAGGGUACCGAUCGGCUUUACAAAAUUAGGCCACUAAUUACUCACCUGAACGAGGCGUUUCUAAAGCAUGGUGGAAUGGACGAGAAUCUCUCCAUUGAUGAGAGCAUGAUACCGUAUUAUGGUAGGCACUAUGCUAAACAAUAUAUCCGUGGUAAGCCCAUUCGAUUUGGAUUCAAAAACUGGGCUCUGAAUUCCAGCGAUGGAUAUAUGCUUCAGUUCGAUGUGUAUAUGGGCAAAAAUGCAGAGAGCGUCCCACAAGGAUAUGGAGUAGGAGGUGACAAAGUGGUUGAUCUCCUCACGAAAGCAAAUGUACCACACCAUAAGGGAUUCAAGCUUUUCAUCGACAACUAUUUUACGUCCGUGAAACUGUUGCGCAAUUUGGCCAGUAUGGGGAUUUGUACAUCUGGUACAAUUAGAGACGGUCGCAUAGAGAAGUGUCCUCUUCGUAAAAUAGCCGCCAUGAAAAAGGAGCAGCGAGGAUCCAGCGAUUUUCGUUUUACUGACGAUGGCAAGAUUCUCGUUGUAAGAUGGAAAGAUAAUAAUGUGGUCACCAUUGGCUCCAACUUUGAUACCAUCGAUAUCGGGACGUGCAAGCGCUACGCGAGAGGGCAAGGUGCGAUACAGAUACCACAGCCGAAACUUCUUCAGCGCUAUAAUCAAGGCAUGGGAGGCGUUGAUAAAAUGGACCAGAUGGUGGCUGUGUACCGGUCUAGAAUUAGACAGCGUAAGUGGUGGUGGCCCAUAUUUGCAUAUUUGUUGGACGCAUCGAUCGUAAACGCAUGGAUCCUUAUGCGGAAAGUUCAUCCGAACGACCCAAAUUGUGGCACUCUGCUAAUUUUUCGCAGGUACAUAGCCAAUUCGUAUCUAGAGAGAUACGGAAUGCCGUCCUCAAGAGGAUCGAGUAGAACCAGCAUCAACCCUGAUGCGCGCUACGAUGGAAAAAACCAUAUGAUUGAGUACUCGAAUACGGAUAAGAGAUGUGCCUAUUGCGGAAAGAAGUCUAACUUUGUAUGUACUAAGUGCGAGAAAGGGCUUCAUCCGAAAGAAUGCUUCAAGCAAUAUCACACUUCAAAUGCCCAUACUGCAUAGUGUCCCUUAUAAGGGACGGUCCCCAAAACCCCCAAAACACAUUUUUUUUAAUAAAUCGAA